Messenger RNA from Mastomys coucha (southern multimammate mouse), 4416 nucleotides. RefSeq names its product LIM domain binding 3 (gene Ldb3). The record is from RefSeq and is a predicted model, not a curated record. Gene Ontology annotation, molecular function: muscle alpha-actinin binding; actin binding. Gene Ontology annotation, biological process: muscle structure development; actin cytoskeleton organization; heart development. Gene Ontology annotation, cellular component: stress fiber; Z disc; filamentous actin. NCBI's taxonomy places the organism in Eukaryota, Metazoa, Chordata, Mammalia, Rodentia, Muridae. The transcript is spliced from 16 exons. Bases 108 to 2186 code for a protein of 692 amino acids.
CGAUGGCAUUCACUUCCAGCUAUUCUUAGGAGCCUCCCAGGAGCUCUGCACAGCCUGGCCAGGCAGCAAGGAACACAGCAGAGGAAGCCACCGCUGUCAGCAGCAGUAUGUCUUACAGUGUGACUCUGACCGGGCCUGGGCCCUGGGGCUUCCGUCUGCAGGGAGGCAAAGACUUCAAUAUGCCCCUCACUAUCUCCCGGAUCACUCCAGGCAGCAAGGCAGCCCAGUCCCAGCUCAGCCAAGGAGACCUUGUGGUGGCCAUUGAUGGGGUCAACACAGACACCAUGACCCACCUGGAGGCCCAGAAUAAGAUCAAGUCUGCCAGCUACAACCUGAGCCUCACUCUGCAGAAGUCCAAGCGGCCUAUUCCCAUCUCCACGACAGCACCCCCUAUUCAGUCCCCGCUGCCAGUGAUCCCCCACCAGAAGGUGGUAGCCAAUUCUCCAGCCAAUGCCGACUACCAGGAACGCUUCAACCCCAGCGUCCUGAAGGACUCAGCCCUGUCCACCCACAAGCCCAUUGAAGUGAAGGGCUUGGGAGGCAAGGCUACUAUCAUCCACGCUCAGUACAACACCCCAAUCAGCAUGUACUCCCAGGAUGCCAUCAUGGAUGCUAUUGCUGGGCAGGCCCAGGCCCAGGGCAGUGACUUCAGUGGGGCGUCUCCGCUGGCGAGCCUCCCUGUGAAAGACUUGGCGGUGGACAGCGCCUCUCCCGUGUACCAGGCUGUGAUCAAAACCCAAAGCAAGCCGGAAGAUGAGGCUGAUGAGUGGGCCCGCCGGUCCUCUAACCUGCAGUCUCGUUCCUUCCGCAUCCUGGCCCAGAUGACCGGGACAGAAUACAUGCAAGACCCCGAUGAAGAAGCUCUGCGAAGGUCAAGCACCCCUAUUGAGCAUGCUCCAGUGUGUACCAACCAGGCCACUUCCCCGCUGCUGCCUGCUUCUGCCCAGCCGCCUGCUGCUGCCUCUCCCAUUGCGGCCUCACCAACCCUGGCCACAGCUGCUGCCGCCCAUGCUGCUGCCGCCUCUGCUGCAGGCCCUGCCUCAAGCCCCGUGGAGAAUCCGAGGCCACAGGCCUCUGCUUACAGCCCUGCAGCAGCCACUUCUCCAGCAUCCUCUGCCCAUACCAGCUACAGCGAAGGUCCAACUGCCCCUGCACCCAAGCCUCGGGUUGUAACCACUGCCAGCAUCCGGCCUUCUGUCUACCAGCCAGUGCCUGCAUCAUCCUACAGCCCAUCUCCAGGAGCCAAUUACAGUCCGACUCCUUAUACCCCUUCGCCAGCUCCUGCUUAUACCCCCUCUCCUGCUCCCACCUAUACUCCCUCUCCUGCUCCCACCUAUACCCCCUCACCUGCACCUACCUACUCACCUUCCCCUGCACCAGCUUAUACCCCCUCACCUGCCCCAAACUAUACCCCUACACCAUCAGCUGCCUACAGCGGGGGCCCUUCAGAAUCUGCAAGUCGUCCACCCUGGGUGACCGAUGACAACUUCUCUCAGAAGUUUGCUCCUGGAAAGAGCACCACCACUGUCAGCAAGCAGACCCUGCCCCGGGGGGCUCCAGCCUACAACCCAACUGGCCCACAAGUGACUCCUCUUGCCAGAGGCACCUUCCAGAGAGCUGAGCGCUUCCCUGCUAGCAGCCGGACUCCUCUCUGUGGGCACUGUAACAAUGUCAUCAGGGGCCCUUUUUUGGUGGCCAUGGGCCGCUCUUGGCACCCCGAAGAGUUCAAUUGUGCCUACUGCAAGACCUCCCUAGCAGAUGUGUGCUUUGUGGAGGAGCAGAACAACGUUUACUGUGAGCGGUGUUAUGAGCAGUUUUUUGCCCCGAUCUGUGCCAAGUGUAACACCAAAAUCAUGGGGGAAGUGAUGCAUGCUCUGAGACAGACAUGGCACACCACUUGCUUCGUCUGCGCAGCCUGCAAGAAGCCCUUUGGGAACAGCCUCUUCCACAUGGAGGAUGGAGAGCCAUACUGUGAGAAAGACUACAUCAACCUGUUCAGCACCAAGUGCCAUGGGUGUGAUUUCCCUGUGGAAGCUGGUGACAAGUUUAUCGAGGCCCUGGGGCACACCUGGCAUGACACCUGCUUCAUUUGUGCGGUCUGCCAUGUGAAUCUGGAGGGUCAGCCAUUCUACUCUAAGAAAGACAAACCAUUGUGCAAGAAGCAUGCACAUGCCAUCAACGUGUAGGAGCCCAGAGUGGCUGGUUCGGGCCAAGCCCAGGUUGCUCCUGCUACUGAUGAUGAAGGAGUCAAAGAAGCUGAUGUUUCUUCUGGGGGGAAAGGGGGACAGGAGGAAAUGAUUGAGCCCUUUUGAAGUCUAACUUUUGUCUUUUCUUGUACACACUGUUUGUGUAUUAUUGUAGUUCAGACUAGAAGUCAAAAGAAGAUUCUAAACCCAGCUAGUAAUUAAUCCACGGCUGGAAUCAGACUUCAGAUAUUUGGGAAAUGACUCCAACAGUGAAAAACAAAACAAAACAAAACAAAAAAACAAUGUUCAAAAAUCAUAGACUCCCUGGCCAUGUCUGUCACCAGUGUGGGGACAGAGUUCUGGGCAGUUAUGGAGAAUCCAAAGCAUGCAGCAGAGUUCUAAAGAGAUCCUUGGCAAGCCCAAUGAUAUGCCAAACAGUAUUUGCUGUGCGGAUAUUUUUAGAGCCAGCACUGAGAGCUCCUUAGCUAAGACCCAUUGGGCUUUCCUCACCAAAAAAGGAAGAGUUGCUCCAUUAGCAUCACAGAGCUACCUCUGUGCAGCAGACUUCAGAGAGUGACAGGAACUUGAAACAACUCUGAAGCAAUGGUGGCCACCACUAGGCAAGUGAAAAGGCUCCAGAGAAGUCUUUGGCUCAUGCCGCAGACAGCUGAGAAAAGAUGAACUUUAUCCGCACCUCCCCCUCUUUCAGUCUGAAACAUCUGAAGUCCCUGGAAGGCUUUGCUCCUUUUCGAAUUGUUAAGGGAAGGUGAAAUCGGGUUUCUCCAGUUUUGCUUUACAGUGUAUCAGAAGAGGUUUGAAAAAGACUGUGGGUCAGGUUUCGCCUUUGUUUUGCUUGAAGAGGGUCCUAAGCAUGAAUAUUCUGUGCAUGUAUUUCACCCCCUACCCACAACAGCUCACGAAUAACAUCUUCCUCAGUCCAGCCCUCAAAUAGGCUCAGUGGGAAAAAGAGGCAGCGUCAAACAGGGGAUGGUAGAACAGGCUCCCGGAAGCACCUGCACAUUUGCUCAUGGGGAGAGGACAUUCUGCUAACCUCAGGAAGAAUGCAUGGGCUGCAGGACCUCCCACCUCCAGGGCUACACGGGCCUAUUAAGCUGUUCCUUUAAGUGCAGCCAAGCAAGUAUAUAGUCAUGCUGACUGUUGCAAGGAGGAAAAGUUGCAUUUGCCAUUUGGGCCAAUAUUUUGAAAAUAGUUGAAUGGAUUUAGACUAUUUAUUGAAAUAGACCUGGCCUUCCGACUCUUUUCCAAUACUACAUAUACAUGGAGUUCGGUAAGCUUGUUAGAGCUAUUUAGAAGUAAAGAAAGUGGCUUCCUUUCUGGGUUUUGAGAUGGUACAGUAGCCUUCCUUUCUAGGAAGGGCUGUGAGGAUGGAUGUUCAUUGAAAAUGGCAUUGAAAAAGGUUGUGUGUGUGUGUGUGUGUUGUGUGUGCGUGUUUCUCACUGGAGCACAGUAUGUAGGCACUCUAACAACCCACUGCCCCUCUCUCCUCCAUCCUGUUUUGGAUUUUUUGCUUUGCACGUUUGAAAUAUUUUAUAGGAAUGCACUCAAACUCGUCUUCUUUUAAGAACUAAGGCUCCCAAGAGACUGCAUCGUACUUAAGGGUCUCUCCUCCCUGGAAGACUCUGAAGUCCAUAGUUAGUUUGGAAUCACUAAUCACAUCUAGGCAGCACCAGGGAAGGUCAGAACUAUGCUCAUGCUCCUACCAAACAGCUCUUCUUUACUUUUUAUGCAACGCUCCAGGCUGAGUGUAUUCUGCUGGGACAGCCUGGAGGUUUGUCCAGACAUGCAGAACAGUACCUUGUAUAAUCUGUUAUUUUUGGAAAGUUCAAAUAUUCAGGGAUAAGGAGCUUGCUGACUAAACAGAAGGCUUCUAGGCAGUCUAUUAAAUGAUUAGGAACUCAUCUUGAGGAAGGGAAAUAAAAAUCCUUACCUUUACAUUUUCAAAAUGUCAUUUUAAAGGUUUUAUACAUGAACCCAGACACUGCUCCUGUGUAAUCAUUAUUGUUUUCUGUAGGAUCCUUAAGAAGAAAAUUAAAAUAUCCCAAAGGAAAGCAUCAGAUUAUCCUAUAUUAAAUAGUUUUUUAAAAAUAUUUAAUAGUUCAUAUCUAUUUUUAAAUGACUCUUACUUUUUAAAUACAAAACAUUUUAGAGGCUGGGUGUAAUCUAGUGGUACAGAAUUUUCCUAGAAUUUAGGAUUCUUUAGCUUUGGUCC